AUAUUUCUUCUCCUCCAGGAAACAAAUUGAUUUAAAGACCUCUUCUCUUCACAUUUGGCAACAAAUCCAUUCAAUUCUCUUUUAAUGGUUUGCAAACGUAACACCAUGAGUAGUGACUGUUUCAUUAGAGGCAGAUCUGCUGGCCCAGCUCCACGUCCUGCUCCAGUUCACCAAGCUCCUGCUCAGAGCGGUGAUGGAUCUAUGCAUGAUGAUGCUGCUGCUGCCGCCCCUGUACCUACCGCUAAUAGUAUGGAUGCAUGCAACAUUCACUCAAAGGCAUUCCAGGAUUGCAUCAACAGCUAUGGAAGCGAUAUUAGCAAGUGCCAGUUUUACAUGGACAGGCUUGCAGAAUGCAGAAAGAACAAUGGUGCCCCAAUGAGUGCUUGAACGUGCUCUUCAUAUGCUUUUCCCUACAAUGGAGAAAUAGCUUUGAGUUUGCAUAAGUGCUCUAAUAUGUUUCGUUUUUCGAACU
Messenger RNA from Arachis stenosperma, 472 nucleotides. RefSeq lists its product as uncharacterized. Bases 85 to 387 code for a protein of 100 amino acids. Gene Ontology annotation, cellular component: mitochondrion; nucleus. Gene Ontology annotation, biological process: mitochondrion organization. NCBI's taxonomy places the organism in Eukaryota, Viridiplantae, Streptophyta, Magnoliopsida, Fabales, Fabaceae. The transcript has 4 exons. The record is from RefSeq and is a predicted model, not a curated record.